Molecule: messenger RNA, 3101 nt
Organism: Salvelinus sp. IW2-2015
Lineage: Eukaryota; Metazoa; Chordata; Actinopteri; Salmoniformes; Salmonidae
Source: RefSeq, a predicted model, not a curated record
AGAUAUAGCAGCCAGUCCACAUAAUGCGGGCCCGGGAUGGUCUAGAUCUGGAAGGUUAAUUACUGAGACCCACCUGCUGACCCUUACCCAUGUUCUUCUGCUCCGGGGGACCUGUCCUCCUGCGCUCCCCAGGAAACAUGCUUAUCUUCUGGAUGUCUUGUGGAUCACUUCUCCCUCCCCUGGUCCUCUGCUAUAAUGGAAAAGAACGCUGCACAAUCCAGGAGAACAAACAAUAUCAUGUGUCCCCUGUGCUUGAGUCCCUGCGGUGCUACAAUGACUACAGCUCCUACGUCCGCUGUAGCUGGGAAGAGAGUCGACGCGCGUCCUCACAAGCCCUGUUAGCCCUAUACUACUGGGACGACACUGAGAACCGUGAGUCCCUGUGUAAACCCUAUGGUCAGCCAGCAUCGAAUGCCAACAACAGCAAGCUCACCGCCCAGUGUCAUUACAACACUCGUGACUUUGGCAUCAAUACCAACCAUGUCUUCUUCUUCAAGACCUCCUGUCCCCCUGCCCUGCUUCUGUCUAAGAAUCUGAGGGUGCGUCCACCAGUCCACUUAUCACAGCAGCCUGUAGAGAGAGGGGGCCGUUUGCUCAGCUGGGAAAGCCCCUACCCCCCAACGUCCCUCCUGACCCCCACUCUCAACUAUCAGGUCAACUACAGGAGGUCUAACCAGGAUGACUGGACAGCAGUGAAGGUUCAGGACACCCAGCUGAGUGUGGAGGCUGAAGAUCAGGUGCCUGGCUGCCAGUAUGAGGCCAAAGUUAGGGCAAAGGGGAAGACGGGACUGUGGAGUGAGUGGAGCUCUCUAGUGACCUGGAUGACUGAGGACGACCCUGUGCCAGGCCCCUCCAGUGCGCAGUGUGUGGUGGAUGACGAGAAAGUGGUGACAUGCAGCUGGGAGGUGAAGAGAGACCUGGCUCAGUUCCUUACCUUCCAUCUGUCCUGCAAACACAACCACACUGCACCAGCCCAGAAAUGCUGUGUUAACACCAUGGUCAGCACUCCAUCCAGGGGUCUAAUGCUCAAAUACAGCUGCUCCUUCCCUGUCCCAGACUCAGAGCAGCUAGAGGUGGAGCUCAUCCCCACAUGCAACAGCAAAAUGUUUAAGACGCAUAAAAACAUCCGUCCAAACCGUCCACUCCACGUGCAGAUAGAAGCUCGAGACGGGAACUGGCUUCUAAAAUGGAAUCCGCCAAAAUCAAAUGUUGAACUCACCUAUCAGGUGCACUACUGGAGUAAUGACACUCGGGAGGACACUAGGUUCCUCAAUGUCUCCCAGGGGUCCCUCUCGCUCUCCAUCCUGGGGGGGUCCCUGCGCCCCUCUGAGUGCUACCUGGUUAAGGUGAGAGCCCUGGUGGUCCCGGGAAGGGGUGAUACUUUCGAAGGACCCCCCUCAGAAUGGACCGACCCAGUGGAGUGGACCUCACGACCAGCUUCCUGGUCCAUCACCACCUUCCUCUACAUCUUCAUCAGUGUACUGGUGGCCAUUGUCUUCAUCGCUCUCUAUGUUACCAUACCAGCCUGUCACAGGAGGGUAGUCCUGUGGGAGGUGUCUGUCCCGUCGCCCCUCAAGAGCAAGGCACUGGGAGAGGUCAUUAAGAAGUCUCCUGAUAGGUUGUUAUUUCCCGAGAGUGAGAGAAGUGAAAAGACCUACAUCUGCAGCGUACAGACACUGGAGAGCAGGGAGGAUAUCAGUCUCUGCUUUAGCUGCUCUUCAGAUAAUCCAUUGUGGUUGACCCCAGAUGUACAGGCCAAUGGACUGUUGCAUUCCAUUACCAAGGAGGGGUGGAAGAAGUAUGACCCAAACUUUUCCUCCCUACUUCUGUUGUCUGUGGACAGAUCUUGCCCUCCUGCUCUAGACUCAUCCGGCUUCAGCUUCAGUGGCCCUUACAUCUUGUGUGGUGACAGUUCACCGGCGCCGAGUGAGUCCGACAACACUCUCUCUAUCUCUGACCCCUCUUCUCCCUCUGCCCCAUCCUUCUUGGAGUCAAGUGAGGGCUAUGUGGCGAUGCCUCAGGUCAGUGCUGGCCUGUCCAGAUCAACAGAGGGAGUGUCUGAUGGUCUUAUGAGCGCUGUAGUAACGGACGACAGUAAGAACACUGGUAACAACAACGGCAACAAUGUCGUCAUCAUGGCAUGGCCCAAGUCAGAGCUCCUCCCACCCCGACCUAGCUCUAUGUCCACCUGCUCACCACCCAGUGAGAAUGAAGACCCUCCUCCAGCGUACAUGGCCCUCACCACCACCACCCCCUUCACCUUGCCCCCAGUGGACCCUACCCUACAUACCUCUGGGUACUGCUUCCUCCCGGCUCUACAGGCACUUGGGGGCUGGGGCCAUGUGCAGUCUUCUGGGCCACCUAAAGGGGGCAGUCAAGAGCAGCAGGCAGGGAGGAGAGAGAGGAGGCAGGAGGAGCAGUGCAAGGAGGAUCCCUAUGUCAGACUGUCCCAGCUAGCCACUUAGCUAACCCCAUCUAAUGCUGGAAUACAUGCUCAGGACAUGAGGGCCUCUAUAGGCCACUGUUCUCAAUAUUUGAUCACCUGAUUGAACUAGUCCAACUAAUAAUCAAGCUCUUGUGAUUAGUUGAGUCAGGUGUGUUAGUGUUGGAAUGGACCACGUGUUAAACUACUGAUUUGUGGUCACUGAAGACUGGGUUGGGAUUGAGAAAGACCUCUAUUUCUAGGAGGGAAAACUGUGGAGCAUCAUAUAGUAGCCGUCCUUGAUUACUUACAAUGCCCAGCAGAUGGCAGCACUGUACUUACUGUGUAUCUAUUGAACUCAGAGGUGGCCUAUGGAUUCUACUGUAAGGACUAACUACAAACACAGAAGUAUACUGCAGUAAGCCAUUCCUCUCUGGGUGGUAAGGUGACUCAGGGCCAGAAUCCCAGGUUUCCACCACAUCACAUGGAUGGCAGGGUGGCACUGUUGAGUUGGUGAGCGCAGCCUUAUGCCUCUGUCAGUGCCAGUGGCUGUUCCCGUCGUUCUACAGCAGGGGUCGGCCCACGGGCCGCAAAGUGUUGUGUUACAGAAUCAAAUCAAAUGUCAUUUGUCACAAGCUUCGUAAACAACAGGUGUAGACUUACAGUGAAAUGCUUAAUU